AUGAGUAAAAGAAGAAGGACGUCCUCAGUUGCCAGCAGAGGUGUAGAUGAAGAUGAAGAUUCCCAGCAGACCUCUGAGCCUGUAAGGAAGAAAAAAAAGUUAGAUCCAGCCGAACUUGUGCAGCAAUUGUAUGAUACCAUUAGAAACCAUAAAAAGGAUGAUGGCAGUUUACUGUGUGAUUCGUUUAUACGAGCUCCGAAGAGGAGGCAAGAGCCAGCUUACUAUGAGGUGGUGACUAAUCCUAUUGACUUAUUAAAAGUUCAACAGAAAUUGAAGACUGAUGAGUACGAAGAUAUGGAUGAUUUCACAUCUGAUAUUGAACUUCUUGUAAAUAAUACUAAAGCAUUUUAUAAGAGAACAACUCAAGAAUAUAAAGAUGCUUGUGAGCUGUGGGAACUUUUACAAACAACAAAAUCAAAACUAUUAGAAGAUUCAAAAGCUGCUGAGGAGGAAUCAAAAGGCAAAACUAUGUUAAAAUCUAAGAAGGAAAAGGAAUCUAAGGCUCAGGAGUCCAAGAAAAUGGAUGAUAGUGAAGAUACGUCUGAAGGUUCAAUUACUGAAGAAGAAUCCAAUAUGUGUGAAGAUCUGUUUACAGCUGUGAUGACGGGAACCUCUGAAGAUGGAAGAGCUUUGCAUACUGUUUUUCAAUUGCUUCCUUCCAAGAAGCGGUAUCCUAAGUAUUAUGAGGUGAUAGACAAUCCCAUCGACCUAAGAAUGAUAGCUAGAAAAAUUCAAUCAAGUAAAUAUUCUAAUUUGGGAGAAAUGGAAAAGGAUUUAAUACAAAUGACUAAAAAUGCCUGUACUUUCAAUGAACCCGGAUCACAAAUUUACAAAGAUGCCAAAGCGUUACGUAAACUUAUUCAUGCCAAAAAAAUAGAAAUAGAACAAGGGAAAUUUCAAUCCCCGAAUAAGGCUAGUGAAAGGAUUAGAAGUAAAAGAUUAAGGAGCGGCCAAUCUCUCUCAGCAGUGACCGCUGCUCUGAAGAGCGAAGAAGAGGACGAGGAGGAAGAAGAUGGAGGCAGUGUUAUAGAAGUUGAGGAGCCUGAUAACCCUUGUUGGCAGUUGUACGACUGUGUCAAAUCUACGACGGUUCAGGGGCAAGUACUUUCUGAAGCUUUUCUCAAGUUACCUUCGAGAAGGUACUAUCCAGAUUAUUAUAAAGAAAUCAGGAACCCUAUCUCAUUGGCCCAGAUUAGCAAAAAGCUCCAGAAAGGACAAUAUGGGACUGUCAGUGAAGUUGCUGGUGACAUGAACAUUAUGUUUGAAAAUGCCAAAAAGUACAACAGGCCUGAUUCAAAAUUAUACAAGGAUGCUUUAAAAUUACAGAAAAUAAUGCAAAAGAGGGUUCAAGAGCUUCUCGACUUUGACCAUCAAUAUUCAGCCAGUGAAGAUGAUUCAGUUGACGAAACACCUUCCAAAAAACCGCGAGCUUGCAAUUCUGGAAGUUCUACUCCUACGAGCACACCACAUCCCGUUCCUGUUAUGCCUACUUCUACCUCCACAACGAAUAGGCUUCUCACGAGGGGGAAGUACUUAGACAAUAUUCCGCUAAAAAAGCGUUUAUAUUCAUUGUGCAAGUGCCUUAUGCAGUAUAUUUGUGAAGAUGGUCGUCAACCGAUGCUGAUGUUUAUGGAAAAACCUUCGAAGAAACUUUAUCCAGAGUAUUAUAAAGUUAUAGAAAAGCCAAUAGAUAUGCUUACAAUAGAAGCAUAUAUUAGAGCAGAAAAAUAUCAGUCAGAAGAAGAAAUUCUUUCAGAUUUCAAGUUAAUGUUUCAAAAUUGCCGAAAAUUCAACGAAGAAGGAUCGAUGAUUUAUGAAGACGCUAUUAAAUUGGAAAAAAUAUUAAGAGAUAAAGUUAAAGAACUGGGACCUCUUAAUGAUUCAAAACCUAUCGAAAAGAAAGUACUGAGGGAACAUAAGGAUCAUCGAGAUCACAAGGAUAAGGAUAGUAAAAGUUCAAACUCUACCCCGAAGCCUAAAAAGGUAAAUAAAAGUGUUGACAGCGUUACGCUGCACAAGAUGAGAACUUUAUUCCAUACGAUAAGGGAUUUCAAGGACCAAAAAGGGAGGCAGCUGUCCCAGAUAUUCAUCAAGCUCCCAUCGAAAGUUGAAUAUCCUGAUUAUUACGAAGUGAUCAAGAAACCAAUCAAUUUGGAACAGAUUUCUCAAAAAUUAAAAUCUAGUUCCUACGACGGCUUAGACGAUCUUUGUAGUGACCUUAUAUUGAUGUUCGAUAAUGCUUGUAAAUAUAACGAACCUGACUCACAGAUAUACAAGGAUGCGUUGACUUUACAAAAAGUCGUGAUGCAGACUAAGCUUCAACUUCGCCAAGACGAGCAAAGUGUACCUGAUGUCCAGGCAGCCGUGCAAGAGCUCCUCAUGUCCCUCUUCAUUUCUGUCUAUAAUCAUCAAGAUGAAGAGGGCCGUUGUUUUUCAGAUUCCAUGCAAGAACUUCCUGAGCAUGAUGAAGUUGAUGGAAAAAAAGUGCGUGCGUUAUCUCUGGAUUUGAUAAAGAGACGCUUGGACGGUGGGCAGUACAAGAGGCUGGACCAGUUUCAGGAGGAUAUCUUCUCCUGCCUUCAAAGGGGGAGGGCAUUGUCUCGGAGUGACUCCCAGGUCUUUGAAGAUUCAGUUGAACUUCAGUCUUAUUUCAUCAGGCAGAGAGAUGAAUUGUGUCGCAAUGGUGACCUUCUCCACUCUCCUGCUUUAAAUUAUACUCUUCUUGACCUUUCCAAUGCAGUUAAUGCAGAAAGGCAAUUGAAGCAGGCUCAGGAACCUGAAGAGGAAGAUGUGAAGCCAAUUUUCAUUAAGGAAGAGCCAGGAGUGGCCGGUACUGCUGACAAUGCUCUUUCCUACAAUCAGCAAGUUUACCGAAUAGGCGAUUUUGUCUACGCCGAAGGGAAGGAACGUGGGAUGGAUCCUAUCAUCCUUAAUAUCCAAAGACUUUGGACAAAUCAAGAAGGGCAGCAAAUGCUCUAUGGUAAUCAGUAUUACAGACCAAACGAAACUUACCACGUAACAACGAGGAAGUUUUUGGAAAAGGAGGUGUUCAAAACUGAUCAAAAUGUGGCUAUACCUUUGAAUCAAGUGUUGGGAAGGUGCUGUGUUCUUUCUGUGAAAGAUUACUUCAGGUCAAAACCAGAAGGUGUCAGUGAAAAAGAUAUUUAUGUCUGCGAAUCACGCUACUCUUCGAGGCAGAGGGCCUUCAAAAAAAUUAAGAAUUGGCCCCCGAGCUUGAUGACUGGCUACAAGCUGGUAUCGAGGGAUGAGCCACUGGAACCCAAGCGUGUUGUCUCAGUAUUCAGGCAAAGGGUAGAAAAGCAUAAAGAAGAAAUUGCAGAAUUAGAAGAACAAGAAAAACUUGAAGAAAAACAAAAACCUAAUGUCUCAAUUGGGACAGCCAACGAGGAAGGUAUUACAUAUUUUGAACAGUUCAAUGCGCCAAAUUGUGUCAUCAAAACAGGUGAUUGCGUUUACAUGAAGUCAGAAUCUGUUCGUCCGUUGAUGGCACAAGUUGAUACUAUAUGGACGAACAAGGAAGGCGAAGCACUCUUCAAAGGACCAUGGGUGGUUAUACCAUCGGAAAUUCCGUAUUCACCCAACCGUCUUUUUUAUAAACAAGAAGUCUUCAUCAGUACAUUAGAAGAUACACAUUCCGUUAAUAAUAUCGUCUCUAAAUGCAUUGUUUUAGAACAUAGUGAACAUAUAUCCUGUCGGCCAACUGAAUUCUCUGAAAGUGAUGUUUACAUUUGUGAAAGUAUUUAUGACGAAGUGAAAAGAACUAUUAGGGAGCUGCCUAGGGAGGGCUUGAAGAAAUACACUCAUUCCAGUGCCGUCACUCAGGACGAAAUCUACUUCUUUAGGAAACUGAUUACUCCUCAAAAGGUAUCGGCUGAAGCACUCCAUUCCUCAAGUAAUGUUGUAAACACACCGGGCAACCCUAUGCCUUCAGCUACUCCGUAUAAUCAAUACGAGAAUUCGGUGGAUUCCGACGUUCUGAUGGAGGACUCGAUGGAUGCACCCCCUUCAGUCGGAUCUGGUGAUAUUCCUCACUCGGUGAUUAGUACACCAUUAGCCACUAAAAAGGGGAAAGGAACAGGUAAAAAACUAGUUACAGGUUACGUUUUAUAUUCUGGAGAUGUGAGAAAAGCUAUCGCAGCAAGCAAUCCAGAUUGCAACUUUGGUGAAGUGAGUCGUAUCGUCGGGAAUGAGUGGCGAAAGCUGGGGGCUAGUGAAAAAGCUGCUUGGGAAGAGAGAGCAGCUAGAAUCAAUGAAGAGACAAUGAGUAAAGGGGCCGCAGAAGACCCAGCUUCACCCGCGCCACCUCCUCAGUUGGAAACUGUUUUCGAGUGUCAGUGGGAGAAUUGUGAUUGGCAGUUCGAAGAUUUGUCGGAUGCGAUAGACCAUGCUGUUGGCGAUACUACAGGGCAUAUUUUUCAGUAUUUUGCAACAUUGCAAGCAUCCAUACCUACCCCACAAGAUAUUGAAUAUCAGUGUCAAUGGAGGGGAUGCACUCGCACACGUAAGACCAUUCCACCUUUUCCCAGUGUUCAAAGGCUCGCACGCCAUGUAAGAGAAGUUCACCUUCUCAAGAGCACUGGUAGGACUAUCAAUGUAGAACAGAGGAGCAAGAACUUUGUAGCGAAAGUGAAGCCCCCUCCGCCCCCGGUCAACACAUCUCUAUCUGACGCAAUUACCGGCACUAUAUGCCAUCCCGAAAGGCAGCGAUGAAGGUGGUAUCAGCUAGCCCGAUGCCCGGUGUCACAUUGCAUGUUUCUUCUGCUGUCACUGGAUUAUCUGUUAACCAUACCAGGAGCACACCUUCCCCACUCUCACAAAAUGGAGGGUCGAUAACUGGAACAAAUGGCAGGAUUUCUGAGCCUUUGUUCGUCACUGUUCCUCCAAGGACUCAGCGUCUUCUCCAUUCUGAAGCGUAUAUCAAGUAUAUUGAAGGAUUGACUCCAGACAACCGAAAUAUUAGUAACUGGGAAAAACAACUGAGGGCAAGCGAGUCAGCUAUCGAACCUGCGGACGCAAGCAGGCUGCCUAUUCAUUGGCUUAAUAACAGAAAUGGAAACCAUGGAAAUAUUUUGAAUGCACUGUGGACAUUACGUGAUUUUAUGUUUAGGGACGCACUAGGAAUAUCUAAACAUUUAUAA
Molecule: messenger RNA, 5159 nt
Organism: Nezara viridula (southern green stink bug)
Lineage: Eukaryota; Metazoa; Arthropoda; Insecta; Hemiptera; Pentatomidae
Source: the annotation of a GenBank genome assembly